Molecule: messenger RNA, 2511 nt
Organism: Copidosoma floridanum
Lineage: Eukaryota; Metazoa; Arthropoda; Insecta; Hymenoptera; Encyrtidae
Source: RefSeq, a predicted model, not a curated record
AUGCUUCGGCCUUUCGGGGCCAGCUGCGUCCUUGCGUUGCCGUCCACCUCCUUUCUGCGCCGCUGCUCCCACCGGCACGGCGCUAUCGUCAACCUGGCCGUCGUCCUCCAGCUCGUCGCUGCCGCUCUGCCACCCGGCGCAGAGGACGAGAUAGUGCUGAUCGAGCACCUACCGGGGCGCCAAGUUCACCUGCAGGACUUUUUUUGGACCGGAGCAGAGGACGCGCCCCCAUGGCUGGCCAACGACCAGAUGCUCGCGGUUUACGAGCCGCGUCCCAUGCACCACAACACGCCCACGGUUUACGUCCCCAACAGCCCCGGCGAAGGGGAACCAACGAAGCCGGCCGACUGUCCCACCUGCCCCGUCGAGCCCACCCCCAGUCUUCUGCACGAGGUGGACCAGGACAUCGGGGUGCUGAUUGGCGAGGAUCCGGGCCAACGGUACUGGCUCCUGACGGUGCUCAAGCCAGGCGAGAACGUGCCCCCGAAGAUCGAGCUGCGGCUCGCCCGGUUGUACAAGGCCGCCUUCGCGAGGCAGCAGCAGAGACACCUUGGCCUCGCCGGACCCGAGUACCGUGCCCACCGGGCCAUCCCCAAACGCCAGAUUAUCUCCGAAAACCAGACUCUAAUAUCCCAGAUGACCGAGUUGUCCCAAAUGUCUAACCCACCGGCUAGGGAGUCGCGCUUCGGACGCUCGUUGCUGCAGAUGCGCCCCGUGCGCAUAGUAAAGAGCCGUCGCACCUCGCCGAUCAUCGACGGUGGGGACGAGCACGACGGCAGCCGCGCCCUCGGGGCUACGGCAAACAAUACGGAGCGCCCGAGGCCACGCUCGCCUCAACUCGUCCAGGUGCGCAUGCAAAACACCUCGCUCAUGCAGGACGGCGCCACUCGACUCGUCUACACGGUCCACUUGGGUGGCAAGCCCGUGCCCGCGGAAACGGCCGCCAAGGACAUGGCUCUGCUCUCCGCCCAGGAGGUCGCCCUGGAACUCGGGGCGCCCGUCGUCAUCCAGAGCGAACCCUAUCUAAAAGAAUCUCAUCCUCUAGCGCUGUCGAGGAAACGGGACGCCUGGCUGUUGUUGGGUGCUACCGGGGUGGGCCUGCUGUUGCUCUGCGCCAUAGUCCUGAGCCUCUUGAUUUUCACGAAGCGCAAGAGGGCCCAGAGCGCGGUCGCUGUGCCACCCCCGCGGAGAAAACUCGCCAAGGACGUCGAGGGGUACGCCCCGACGACCCCCGGCAUCGACAACACGGCCUACACCUCCGAGACCGAGGCUAGAACGGAAGCUACGAGCGGACGGAAGCGCACGACUCCGGGCACUUUGUCGAGGACGCCGGGCUCGCAGGACACCCUAGAGGCCGACCGAAGAGACGCCAUGGUCGGGGAGUUCGAGCAUCGACGGGGCCAGGCGCCCGCCAAGGUCUGGGACACUCGGGAAUGCUCCACGGAAUCCACCAAAAAAGGGUUGCCCACGCGGAGGUCGGUGCAGCGGUCGAUCGAUCGGCCGCGCUCGCUCGAGUCGCCCGACUCGGCUGUAGGAGGCGAGGGUCAGCUCGAGAGCCUCGAGUCGCUGGAAAAGGAGGACGAGGAGGCGCAGCAGGCCACGGGCUCGCCGCACUCGUACCUAUCCAUGCCCUCGUGCAAGCAGUUCCCCAACAUGCGCAACGUCGAGCCGCUCUCCAAGGUCCUCGAGCCCCUUGUUGUCAAGCACCUGGAUUUGGAAUUCGAUUCCCCGGAGAUGAAACAGAAGAACUACGACUCCACGAGGAAAAACGGAGACUAUUUUUUUACGAGGUCGGCGAGCGAGUACAAGGACAAUGGGGCUUCGAGGCCCAUCGUCUGGGACUGGACGAAGAAGAGGCUCGCAGAAGGUACUUUGUAUGGAUUAACGGAUCCAAUGCCCACCACAGGGCCAACUUUUACUUUGGCUUUCAAUAACAAUACCCGUCUGUUGCCUCUGACCGUGCUUGUUCUGGCUGGGAUGAGGGUGACGGGAACUCGACAAACGCGAUCGUUGAGAAGAGCUGAUUGGUUCCAAGGUGGAUCGACAGAGUCAGCGCCGGCGGCAUCGGAUGCGGAUCUGGAACUCGGACGCCUGGCUGAUGCCGGCAGGACGCGCCUCGAUUCCCUCGGUCGGGACCACCAACAACAGCAGUGUACCAUCGGUGAGGGUCCACAUGAGGACGAGGUCGCGGUGGCCAUGGACAACAACCGAGGCAAGUCGGCGCACGUGAGCUCGGUGGCAGCCCCGAUCUCGGCGAGCGCGCCACGGCCUCGCACGUCCCUGCCCAGGAACGGCGAGACCGAGCCAUCGAUUCCAGAAACCGGCCAGCUGGGCCCCCAGCCAAGAAGCGCCUGGGGCUCGCGACCCUUGAGCGCCGGCCCCUUCCAUCGGCCGAACCUGCCGGAGGUCGAGGUGGUGCGCGUCCUUGCCGAGCAGCCACUUCGAGCCGACGACCCGGCAGUUCCCCUGAUCUCUUCCAUUAAGAAGGAACUUUGCAAAUUUUCCUACUGA